AUGGGCGACCUGUCAGACUUCGAAAGAGGACAAAUCGUGGGUGCUCGGUUAGCAGGAGCAUCUGUGACGAAAACGGCUGAACUGUUUAACGUUUCACGAACGACAGUAUCCACUGUGAUGACAGCCUAUACAAAACAUGGCAAAACAACAUCUGCGAAGAGAAGGAGUGGGCGCAAAACAACGUUAACAGACAAAGACCGCCGAAUAUUAAAAAGGAUUGUGGCCAAGCAACAUAAAACUACCGCAGCAAAGGUGAAGGUACCGGAGCAGAACUCAAGUCACCUGAACAAUCUUGUUUCGACAAAAAUAGUGCAGCGGAAGCUUCACAAAAUAUGGUCUGAUGAAUCAUCGUUUACUUUGUUCCCUACAAAUGGCCGGGUUUAUGCAUGGAGAGCCCCCAAAGAAGCCUACGAUCCGGACUGCUUACUACCCACAGUCAAGCACGGGGGUGCCUCCGUGAUAAUUUGGGCGGCUAUAUCAUGGUAUUCCGCUGGUCCGAUUAUUAUACUCAAUGGCCGUAUUACUACGAAUGAAUAUCUAAAUAUUCUCAAUGAUGAAGUUCUUACUAUGACCAGUAUAUUGUUGCCAAACACUGCCAUAUUUCAAGACGAUAAUGCGUCCAUAUACAGGGCAAAAAGUUCAGUUUUGGUUCGAGGAACAUCGGAAUAUUAUCAAGCAUCUAUCCUGGCCAGCACAAUCGCCAGAUCUCAACAUCAUUGA
Molecule: messenger RNA, 720 nt
Organism: Harpegnathos saltator (Jerdon's jumping ant)
Lineage: Eukaryota; Metazoa; Arthropoda; Insecta; Hymenoptera; Formicidae
Exons: 2
Coding region: 1-720 (239 amino acids)
Molecular function (GO): nucleic acid binding
Source: RefSeq, a predicted model, not a curated record